AUGGAUAAGCUAACUGAUUCAAAGAUUAUGGAGUUAAGCAAAAGCAGCUUGCGAAGAACUAUGGAUGAGAUUCAUGAUCGCGCUUCUUCCAUUAUGUUGCUUAAUCUUCAAUGGAAAGAUAUGGAAAGAGUUUUGGAUGACGCUCAGCGUUCAGUUGAAGAACAACGGGAAGAGCUUAAACUGAAAGAGGAGGAGUUGGGUCUAAAAGAGAAGGGUUUUGAGAAGCGUUGUAGGGAUUUCGAGUUAGAGCAGAAGGAUCUUGAACGGAGUCGUGAUGAUCUUGAAAUUAGUGAAAAACGAUGCAAGGAGCGAUCUAAAGAGGUUAAGUCGAUGGAGAAAUUGGUAAAAGAUAAGUUGGAUGAAGUUGGAUUGAAGGAGAAAGAUUUGGAGAGAUGCUUGAGAGAGUAUGAAUCGAAAGAAGAGCAAUUCGGGUCAAAAGAGAAGAGUUUCAAGAAGCAAUUUAUGGAGUUUGAGUUGGAAGAAAAGGCUUCGAAAGAGCGUCUUCGAGAUCUUGAGUUUAGUGUGAAACAACGUGAGGAUGAGGUUAAGUCGGUUGAGAAAUUGGCAGAAGAUAAGUUGGAGGAAGUUGGAUUGAAGGAAAAAUGCUUGCUGGAGUACGAGUUGAAAGAAGAGCAAUUCAGACUGAGAGAGAAGAGUUUCGACAAGCGAUUUACGGAGUAUGAGUUGGAAGAAAAAGCUUCCAAAGAGCGUCUUCAAGGUCUUGAAUUUAGUCUGAUACAAUGUGAGGAUAAGGUUAAGUGGGUUGAGAAAUUGCUAAAAGAUAAGUUGGAGGAAGUUGGAUUGAAGGAGAAAGACUUGGAGAAAUGCUUGAGAGAGUGUGAGUUGAAAGAAGAGCAAUUCGAGCUCAAAGAGAAGAUUUUCGAGAAGCGAUUUAUGGAGUUUGAGUUGGAAGAAAAAACUUCCAAGGAGCGUCUUCGAGAUCUUGAAUUUAGCGUGACACAAUGGCAGAAUGAGGUUAAGUCAAUGGAGGAAUUGGUGAAAGAUAAGUUGGAGGAAGUUGGAUUGAAGGAGAAAGACUUGGAGAAAAGCUUGAGAGAGUAUGAGUUGAAAGAAGAGCAAUUCGGGCUGAAAGAGAAGAGUUUCGAGAAGCGAUUUAUGGAGUUUGAGUUGAAAGAAAAGGCUUCGAAAGAGCGUCUUCGAGAUCUUGAAUUUAGUUUGAAACAACGUGAGGAUGAGGUUAAGUCGAAGGAGAAAGAUCUGGAGAAAUGCUUGCGGGAGUAUGAGUUGAAAGAAGAGAAAUUUGGGAUGAAAGAUAUGAGUUUCGAGAAAAGUUUCAAGGAGUUUGAGUUUAAAGAAAAGGCUGUUAAAGAACAACGCAGAGAUCUUGAAAUUAAUGUAAAACAAUAUGAGCAUGAACGAAAGAGUCUUGAAGCGAAAGAGAGAUUGGUGCAAAAGCAGUUGGAAGAGAUUAAAAGGAAAGAGGAGGAACUCGUGCAACGUCGUAAAGAUAUUGAGUUAAAAGAAAGAAGUCUCGAGCCAUGUUUUCGGGCAGUCAAAUUAACGCAAAGCACUAUAAUGAAUGUUUGA
This is a messenger RNA of Hibiscus syriacus, 1548 nucleotides long. Its product is annotated as trichohyalin-like. The transcript is spliced from 2 exons. Bases 1 to 1548 code for a protein of 515 amino acids. NCBI's taxonomy places the organism in Eukaryota, Viridiplantae, Streptophyta, Magnoliopsida, Malvales, Malvaceae. The record is from RefSeq and is a predicted model, not a curated record.